AUGACAUCCUUUAAAUUGACUCCUACUUUGAAGGAAACCAUAAAUGCAUCUUCUUUAACCAAGGAUCAGAAACAAAAACUAUUAUCCCAUUCACACUUAACUCACGCUGAUUUAAUAAAAUUCUAUCAAACAUGUCACCCAACGUCUACCCUUUUACAAUUGAUUCAACAAACUAAAUUAUAUAUCCCUCCAUACAAAACAUACAUCCAACCCAAAACUUCAGAAUUCAUAAAAACAAUGGAAAAACUUCGUCUUGAAGCCAAGGAACAAGAAUACAGACGAUUGAUUAAUCCUACACCUCAAUAUUCAACUUUAUAUGAUAAAAAAUUGGAAGAUUAUGAUUUGGCACCAACUCCCCAACAAGCACUGAAAGAAUUGAAAAAUCAAUUAACCACAAUUAUAAAUGUUUUUAUUAGUGUUGGUAGUGUAUCAUAUGCCAUUUGGUAUUGGACAGAAACCUCAUGGGGUUUACCAGUUAGUUAUAGAGCAUUAUUGAGUGUGUUUUUCGGUCUUUUAGUAUUGGUUGCUGAAGUGGUUGUAUAUAUGGGAUACAUUAAUAAAAUAGAAGACGCUAGGGAUAAAGAAAGGAAAAAGAAGGAAGUGAAGAAAGUUGUUAGAAGUAUAAAUUUGAAAUUGGAUUAG
Candida albicans SC5314 is the source of this 642-nucleotide messenger RNA. RefSeq names its product Vph2p (gene VPH2). NCBI's taxonomy places the organism in Eukaryota, Fungi, Ascomycota, Pichiomycetes, Serinales, Debaryomycetaceae. The transcript has a single exon. Gene Ontology annotation, cellular component: endomembrane system. Gene Ontology annotation, biological process: vacuolar proton-transporting V-type ATPase complex assembly. The coding region runs from base 1 to 642 and encodes 213 amino acids. The record is from RefSeq and is a predicted model, not a curated record.